GGCCCACGAAGAAGACGCCGCGGUUGAACCUCGUGAAGCGGGAGUUGACAGCUCGCAAACAUGAACUGGGGUCAGAGUGAGCUACCGUCUCCUGUGGUGCGAGAUGACGAGGUGACGGUCGCUGCCCGCAGGAGAAGAAAGAAGGUGGCCUUCCCGUCACCCGGCGGAGGCAGCCCCGUCUUUUCCGCGGUAACACCAGCCCGCUCCCUGCGGAACACUCCUGCUUCCCUGUUCAGACAGACUGUAACUCCCAGGGUUCCAGAUGUUUCCUCCAUUUUGGCUCCAGGGGGUCGAACUCCUCGAUACACACACACGCCCAGAAACACACUCGGCAGUCAGAAUCUGGAUGACAGUGACUGGACCCACAGCAUGUUCACGUCCCCUCUUACCGGUCUGGAGAACACCAGCUUUUUCACAGAGGACUUCGGCAACCUCAGCUCAGCCCUGCUAAAGGAGGACGACCCAGGAGAAGCCGCGGCUGCCAGUCUUUUCCCAGAGUUCUUUGCAUCUUUCCUGAAACACUCUUCCUCUGCAGUGUUUGAGCUGUUGGAGGAUUAUCAGACACUCUGCCAGGAGAAAGUGGACGUGCUGCAGUCCGUGGUCCUCAGAGCAGGUCAGAACAGUAAAACAGCAGGAGUCCGCUGGCUGCUGCUGCAGGAGAGCAGCUCCUGGAGACUCAUCACCUCACUCUACAGGGAUCGGGUCCAGUUGGCUCUGGAAAAUGACAUCACCAUGUCGGACACUGUUCCAAGUGAGAGUGAGAAGGUUGUGGUGGAGCAGCUCUUUCAGCGAGAUGCUGUUAUUCGACAGAGUCAGCUGGUUGUCGAUUGGCUCGAGUGCAUUGCCAAGGAUCAGAUCGGAGAUUUUUCUGAUAAUAUAGAAUAUUAUGCCAAAAAUGUCUGCUGGGAGAACACUCUUCAUGCGCUGAAGAUGAGGAGGAAGAGCGGCGCUGCCUUCACGGUUCCUCUGGUCACUGAGCUGGACCCAGACGCUCCUCUCCGGCAGCAGCGCCCCCUGGCUGAUCUGGACAGAGAGGACGACGCCCGGCUGCUGAAGAAUCUGUUCACCCUGAUCAGAGCGGGGAUGACGGAGGAGGCUCAGAGGCUGUGUAAACGCUGUGGUCAGGCCUGGAGAGCAGCAACUCUGGAAGGAUGGAAACUUUACCACGAUCCCAACAUGACCUCAGGCGGUAUCGAGCUGCAGCCCGUGGAAGGAAACCCUCAGAGAGGAAUCUGGAAGGCCUGCUGUUGGAGAAUGGCUGAGGAGGAGCAGUUAAACAGAUAUGAGAGAGCGAUCUACGCCAGCCUGAGUGGAAACCUCAAACCGCUCCUGGCAGUGUGUGAGUCAUGGGAGGACUGCGUGUGGGCGUACUUCAGGGUGAUGGUUGACUCGCUGGUGGAAAAGGAUCUGAUGUCAUCGGGUAUGGCCCACCAGGAAGUGGAGUCACUGCCGCGAGAAUACCUGGAGGCGAACUGGACAAUGGAAAAGGUGUUUGAGGAGCUUCAAGCCUCCGAAUCGAAGCGGGUGUUGGAGGAGACGGGAGAGCAUUACCACGUCAUCCAGAAGUUUGCUAUCCUGGGAGACCUGGACGGUCUGUUGGAGGAGUUUUCUGAUUGGCUGAAGUCCUCUAGGCCCCUCCCCUCCCACCUGCUGCGGUUCAUGUCUCACCUCCUGCUGUUUUUCCGCUCUCUUGGUUUGGCACUGAAGGAGGAGCUGUGUGUGGACGUGUUGAAGGCGUACGUUUCACUUCUGAUUCAGGAUCAGCAGAACGACCUUGUGGCGAGUUACGUCGGCCAGCUCCCGGCCGAGCUCGGCACAGUUCACUACGCCGCCUUCUUGGAGACCGUCACCCAGGCGGAGCUCCGCCCACGCUGUCUGGAGCUCGCCACUGAAGCAGGCCUGGACGUCGCUGCGAUCACUAAGCUGGUGGUGGAAACUGUGAGGGAGAGAGACGACACAGUGUUUACACAUCACAGCCAGACGCUGGAGACGGCAACUACAAAGGAGGACCAAAGGAAGAUCGAAGUCAUCGAUUGGCUGCUGUUUGACCCCGCCCAUCGAGCCGAAGCCCUUAAACAGUCCAACGCCAUCAUGAGGAAGUUUCUGGCUUUGCAGAAACACGAUGCAGCGAAGGCCGUGUUCUCUAAAGUUCCAGAGGACUCGAUGAAGGAGAUCUGUUGCCAGUGGGCGGGCAUCGGUCAGGCCACCUUACCCGCCGAGGAUGAGAACGCCAUCAGAGAACACUUGUGUAUCAGAGCCUACCUGGAAGCUCAUGAGGCGUUCACUGACUGGUUCACUCACAGCAGCUCCGCCCCCCAGAAGCCGGCACCAGUGCCAGAGGCCAAAUUCACAGAGAGGGUCGCCAAUGAGAUGAGAGAGAAGGAGUACGAGUCGUCUUUCUCCUCCUGGUCCUGUCGCCUGGACGUCCUGACUGAAGACGUGAAAGAAAGAAUCUACAAUGUGCUGCUGUUCGUCGAUGGAGGAUGGAUGGUUGACAACAGACAGGAUUCAGAGCAGGACUCGGAACGCAGUCACCAGAUGGUGGUGUUGCGUUCUCUGUGUCUUCCUCGUCUCAGCUUCCUGUUGCUCAGCGUGCUGCAGAACUCCACCAGACACCAGGAGGCGCUGCGUCUAGCUGACAUCAUCUCGUCUGACCAGCACCGUCUCUACCAGGUCUUCUCCAAAGAGGAGCUGAGGAGGUUCCUGCAGAAGCUGAGGGAGUCGUCUCUCUCUCUGUUGGACCGAGGACUGGACCCGCUGGGCUACGAGUUACAGCCAUCAACUUAAUACACAUACACAUACACACACACACACUCACACAGUUUGAAUUGUUGUCUUUUUGAGCUCUGUUCAUCUUGUUUUUGCAAAAUAAAAGCCUGUUUCUUG
Messenger RNA from Limanda limanda (common dab), 2886 nucleotides. It is a transcript of the gene nup107, whose product is annotated as nucleoporin 107. The transcript is spliced from 27 exons. Bases 61 to 2787 code for a protein of 908 amino acids. Gene Ontology annotation, cellular component: nuclear pore; nuclear pore outer ring. Gene Ontology annotation, molecular function: structural constituent of nuclear pore. The record is from RefSeq and is a predicted model, not a curated record. Lineage: Eukaryota; Metazoa; Chordata; Actinopteri; Pleuronectiformes; Pleuronectidae. Gene Ontology annotation, biological process: protein import into nucleus; post-transcriptional tethering of RNA polymerase II gene DNA at nuclear periphery; mRNA export from nucleus.